GCGCGAGCCGCGCGACCAUGCACGCCGCAUCCAACGUCACGACCACCGCGACGCGCGCUCGCGCGGGCGCGCCGCGCGCGCCCGCCGCGACCGCGCGCGCCUCGCGCGCGUUCCCGUGCGCCCCUCGCGGCCGGAACGGAUUAUCAUCCUCCGCGUCUUCAAGCUGCUCGUCCGCGCGCCCCCAUCUCUCCCGCGGCGCCGCGGUCGUCCUCCGCGCGAGCAAGAGCGCGUCGUCAAAGCCCACCGCGACGGAGAUGUACCUCUCCCUGCGCGAGAUGGAGCGCCUCGCCGCGGAGCGCGAGAUGGCGUGCGUCGCGAACGCCGUGGGCGUCGCGCAGCAGACGGAGUGCACGGUCGCCUUCCUCGAGGAGGCGGAACAGAUCGAGAUGGCGUCUCUCGCCGCCGCCGCCGCGGGCGCGGACGUCAGCGACGAGAAGACCGUCGCGCGCGCGGCGGUUAAGAGCGCGCACGAGACGCGCAAAAAGAUCGUGGAGGACGCCGCGGAGGCGGAGAUCGCGUGCGUGCAGGGCGGCGGCGGCGGCGAGUGCACCGUCGCGUUCAACGACGCGUGGGACCGCGCGGAGGAGGCGGAGCGAGAGGCGGUCUUGCGGCACCGAGGGAUCUUGAGGCGGUGGGUGAAGGCGCACAAGAAGAGAGACGCGGGCGCGCGGUGACGGAGGGACGAGCGAGGGACAGCGCGCGCGUCGUGAUGAGUAAGGUUAUUAGUCGUCGUCGUCGUCGUAUGAUGAUUUAAGACAUCGGGCAAAAGUCCUUAA
Micromonas pusilla CCMP1545 is the source of this 776-nucleotide messenger RNA. RefSeq lists its product as uncharacterized. The coding region runs from base 18 to 674 and encodes 218 amino acids. The record is from RefSeq and is a predicted model, not a curated record. The transcript has a single exon. Lineage: Eukaryota; Viridiplantae; Chlorophyta; Mamiellophyceae; Mamiellales; Mamiellaceae.